This is a messenger RNA of Aureobasidium vineae, 843 nucleotides long. NCBI's taxonomy places the organism in Eukaryota, Fungi, Ascomycota, Dothideomycetes, Dothideales, Saccotheciaceae. The record is from the annotation of a GenBank genome assembly.
AUGCCUCAGAAUGAGUAUAUGGAACGCUUUGCCAAGCAGCAUGGCAAGCGUCUCGAUCACGAUGAGCGCAAGCGCAAGAGACAGGCCAGAGAGGGCCACGCCGGCUCCGAGAAGGCGCAAAACUACCGCGGUCUGCGCGCAAAGCUGUACCAGGAGAAGCGCCGUAAGGAGAAGAUCCAGAUGAAGAAGCAGAUCAGGGCCCACGAGGAGCGCAACGUCAAGUCCAACGAAGCCGCAGAGCCUUCCAACACUCCUCUGCCCGCCUACCUGCUCGACCGCAGCAACGAGCAGAAUGCAAAGGCUCUGUCCUCGGCCAUCAAGAACAAGAGAGCCGAGAAGGCUGCCAAGUUCAGUGUGCCCCUGCCCAAGGUCAGAGGUAUUGCCGAGGAGGAGAUGUUCAAGGUCGUCAAGACCGGAAAGAAGACGGCAAAGAAGAGCUGGAAGAGAAUGAUCACCAAGCCCACUUUCGUCGGCCCCGACUUUACUCGUCGUCCUGUCAAAUACGAGAGGUUUGUUUCCGCCAUCUCCAAUCACUUCAACACAAUCAUACUCACACGUUCUCCANGAUUCAUCCGUCCCAUGGGUCUCCGUUACAAGAAGGCAAACGUCACCCACCCCGAACUUGGUGUAACUGUUCAGCUCCCCAUCAUCUCCGUCAAGAAGAACCCUCAAAACCCCAUGUACACCCAACUCGGUGUCUUGACCAAGGGUACCAUUAUCGAAGUCAACGUCUCGGAACUCGGUCUGGUCACUGCUGGUGGAAAGGUCGUCUGGGGUCGUUGGGCCCAGGUUACCAACAACCCCGAGAACGACGGCUGCUUGAACGCUGUCUUGCUCGUUUAA